Cotesia glomerata is the source of this 2811-nucleotide messenger RNA. RefSeq lists its product as uncharacterized. Gene Ontology annotation, molecular function: serine-type endopeptidase activity. Gene Ontology annotation, biological process: proteolysis. Lineage: Eukaryota; Metazoa; Arthropoda; Insecta; Hymenoptera; Braconidae. The record is from RefSeq and is a predicted model, not a curated record. The transcript is spliced from 7 exons. Bases 532 to 2760 code for a protein of 742 amino acids.
CAAAUAAACUAAAACGGUAAUGCUGUAAUACAUAAUAAAUACAUAAUAUCCAUAAUAGAUAAGGGACAAUACAAUGAAAGUCAAUUAUAUUACCCACUCACUCUCACUCUCACUCUCUGCUAUUGUCCUGGAGUUCGCGCACGAGUGCAUAUAAAAAGAAAACAUUAAAAAUAAUCAUUUUGAAAAACCCCCAAACUGUGUCGGAGACAUAAAAUAAAAGAAAAUAAAAAAAAAAAAAAAAAAAAAAUUACCUAGUGACCUAAAACUGUUGAGCGAAUCUCCAGCCCAUGAAUCAUUAAUCACUAUCAUUAUUAUUAUUUUAUAUUUUUUUAAUUGAAGGAAAAACCGAGUACGUAAAGCAGAAAGCCGGAGUUGACAGUCGGUGGUCAGCGUUCGCGGGUGAAGGAUUAAAAUCGAUUUGACGCGGUUUAAGUGAAACGCUAUGAGAUAAAAAGCUCCGGUUGUGGCUUUGGAUUGACAGUAAGACAGAAAAUAUUGGAAAAGUGAUUUAAUUCUCCGAGGUUUGGAAAAAUGGAGGGAAAAAUCCUGGUAGUGAUGACAGUUUUGGUAUUAAACGUUCAGAUGAUUAUGGGGUACGAUGAAACUCGGCAUCUUUGUACGAGAUGGAGGUCACCUCCGAAGUUUGUGCGACCGUCGAAUAAUUAUACUGCUAAUUCUACGAGAAGAUGGAGUAAUAUUAAUCAUAGUAAUAGUAAUAAUUACAAUAAUGUUAAUAAUGUUAAAAAUUUGGACAACAACUUCAUUUUACAUAUUUUGAAACAUAAAUUAAAACUUAAUCAUGUACCAAAAAUACCGACAACGACAUCAGCGACGACACCUGAUUGUUUUUGUGUUCCUUGGUAUCAGUGUGAUAGCAAUAAUACAAUUAUCAGUGAUGGAAUAGGCAUUAUUGAUGUCAGAAUUCGACGUUGUACUGGUGAUCUAGAAGUUUGUUGCAAGCCACCACAAAUGAAACCAACUACGAUGUCGACCCAACCACCAACAAAUCCUCCAACUUCACCGCCAACUUCACCACCCACAAGCCCACCAACAUCACCGCCUACUUCACCACCCACAAGCCCACCAACAUCACCGCCUACUUCACCACCCACAAGCCCACCAACAUCACCGCCUACUUCACCACCAACAACUCUACCUCCUUUUCCCACUCUUCCACCACUUCGAUGUAUGUGCGUCCAAAUAUACCAAUGUGGUAGCGAUGGCUUCAUAAUAACUUCAGGAAGUGGAAUUAUAGAUCCACGUCAAACUUCAUUUCUAUGCUCUCAAUGUGCGUGUGAAGCUCCACUUGUUUGCUGCCGUAUUCCACCCAACAGCAAUCAAAUAGUCUAUCCACCUUCACAAACUUCAAUUUCAACUUCACCACCAACUUCAACUUCACCUACGACUUUAACUCCGCUAAUUUUCUCAACUCAGACUUCUACUAUUCCACCAACUUCAACUUCAACUUCAACUUUAACGUAUAAAUGCGUCCCAAUAUCUCAGUGCGACCCAAAUGGAUUUAUAAUAGUUUCCGGAGCCGGUAACAUAGACCCUCGUUAUCCAGCACGUCAAAUAUCGAUUGUCGACAAUGAAUGUGGUGAAAAUGAAGUACGGUGCUACUUGCCGGCCAAUGGUCAAGACAGUAUCGCAUUUCCCGAUGUUCCGUUCUUCCCGUCAAUAGAUCCACGUGCGAAUUUCACCAUUAAAAAUCCAGGAACUUCUAAAGCUUGCAAAUGUGUUAAGUCUACUGAGUGUCAAGUUGGAAGUGAAGUUCAGUUAGAUGCAACAGGGUUCAUAGAUCCCCGCUUUAGGUAUUGCUUGCUUGCCGAUCAAGUUUGCUGUAAAUUUGAUGGAAUCAUUCAAGUUAUCAGUACUACUUUGACUUCAACUACUGUGAAGCCGUUUUUACCAGCAAGUAACCUCAUUGUUAAUCGAUUCGACUCGACUGCUUCUGUUCAGCCAUUUUGUGGUGUCAAAGGACCAAAAUGUAGAACAGAAAAUUGCAUUGAGGUUGAAGGACAAACGUACUUUGGGGAAUUUCCGUGGAUGGUUGCAUUGAUUUUAAAACCGACAUUGACGGGUAUCAACGAAUUCUUAUGUGGUGCCACGAUGAUUAAUAAUCGUGCUGUACUAACCGCAGCUCAUUGUAUUCUCAAUAGAAAACCAGGACCAAUAAUCGCCCGAUUCGGUGAAUGGGACACCUCUGAAACGAAAGAACCUUUACCUUACCAAGAGUCAAUAGUCCAAGCAAUAAUCACCCACCCCCAAUACUACAGUGGAGGCUUGUACAAUGACAUAGCUAUCUUAAUCCUAGAAUCUCCCGUAACUUAUGCGGCAAAUGUAAUGCCAGCUUGUAUGCCAACUCAAGAAAUGAUCUUCAAGCCUGGAACAAGGUGCUGGGCGGCUGGUUGGGGUCGUGAUGCUUUUCAAGGAAAAUACCAAACGCUGCUUAAAAAAAUCGACCUGCCAUUAAUUGACCGAGCAGAGUGUCAAUCUCGGCUGAGAACAACUCGGCUGGGACAAUAUUUUCAUCUUCACACUAGUUUUCUCUGUGCCGGGGGUGAAGAGAACAAGGACACCUGUACGGGUGACGGAGGCGGGCCACUUCUUUGUUCAAUUUCUUCCGGUCAAUUUGUUCAGGUUGGAAUAGUAUCCUGGGGAAUUGGUUGCGGUGAAUCACAAAUACCUUCUGUCUAUACAGAUGUAGUUAAAUACAGAUCAUGGAUUGAUCAACAAUUAGCUAAUUACGGUGUAUUGUAAUAUUUAAUUAAUUUUUAAUUAUUGACAUAUUCUAUGAAAAUAAAAAAAAAU